Messenger RNA from Nelumbo nucifera (sacred lotus), 2120 nucleotides. Its product is annotated as cysteine-rich receptor-like protein kinase 10. Lineage: Eukaryota; Viridiplantae; Streptophyta; Magnoliopsida; Proteales; Nelumbonaceae. The record is from RefSeq and is a predicted model, not a curated record. Gene Ontology annotation, molecular function: protein serine/threonine kinase activity; ATP binding. Gene Ontology annotation, cellular component: plasma membrane. Gene Ontology annotation, biological process: protein phosphorylation.
GUCACCAAAAACUUGCCAAGGUUUAAUUCAUAGUGACGCACCUAUAGCAUGAAUUAGCCCCUCAAAACCUGUAUGUGUAAAGAAAAUUAAAUGAGGCCGUGCUGUUUAUUACUCUUGAUUUCUUCCCUCCUACUGAUCAAUCUCAGCCCCACUUAUGCCCAACUCUACGAUGUUUGUUCAAACACCACCAGUUUUGCACCUAAUAGCCUAUUUGAAACCAAUCUUAACAUCCUUCUUCCUUCUCUAUCUUCUAAUGCAAUUAACACCGGCUUCUACAACACCUCUGUCGGCGAAUAUCCGGACCAAGUAUACGGGCUCAUUCUCUGCAGAGGUGAUAUCACCCCUGAAGUUUGCCGGAAUUGUCUGGAAACAAUCAUUGACGACGUCAAGCAACUGUGUCCUGACAGGAAAGGUGCAACAGUAUGGUUUUUGAUGUGUUUUCUGCGCUACUCUGACCAUAGAUUCUUUUCUUCAACGGAAGAGCUGGGAACCGUACACAUUCAAACUACCACGAACAUGACAGAUCCAGAUCGAUUUCUUCCAUUUGUGAAAGAUUUCAUGGGUAAUCUUUCGUUCCAGGCAGCAUUUGAUCCUUCUAAUAGCAUGUUUGCGGUGAAGAAGGAACAGUUUACGGCGUUUAUUACAGUGUAUGGUCUGAUGCAGUGCACCAGAGAUUUAUCAAGGAACGACUGUUACGAAUGCUUACAGGUCGCCAUGAAACAUUAUGAAAGUUGCUGCUAUUUUAACAGAGCGAAAAUUCUAAGGUUCAGUUGUUUCAUUAUAAUUGAAUUAUACCCCUUUUAUCAAGAUUCAAGUGCAACCCUGUCUCCUCCUUUGCCGAGCAUCACUUCAGAGGGGGAUGGAAGUAAGCAAACAAAAGUUGUUGUGGCUAGUGUACUGGCAAGUUUAUUGCUACCAGUCUUCGUCUCAUGUUUAUGCUACAUCUGGAGAAGAAAAGAGAGAACGAAAAAGAGGCAGCAUACUCUAUUGCUUGAUUUGAAAGCAAGAAGUAGUACAAACCUCUCAUGCAAAAUUAUGCAAACGGGAAAACAAGUUAAUUCUCAAGAGUUGCCGUUGAUUGACUUAGCUACUCUACAAGUUGCUACAAGUAACUUCUCUUUGGAGAAUAAACUUGGAGAGGGUGGAUUUGGUCCUGUUUACAAGGGUGUAUUGCCAAAUGGAAAGAAAAUAGCUGUAAAAAGACUUUCAAGAAGCUCAGCGCAAGGUUCAGAAGAAUUCAAGAACGAGGUUACCUUAAUUGCAAAACUUCAACACAAAAAUCUGGUAAGGCUCCUGGGAUGUUGCAUAGAGAGAGAAGAAAAGAUGCUUAUCUAUGAAUUCAUGCCAAAUAGCAGCCUCAAUGCCUUUCUCUUUGAUCGACAAAGAAAUGCUCAGUUGGAUUGGAGCAGGCGCCUCGGUAUUAUUAAUGGAGUUGCAAGAGGUCUUUUAUAUCUUCAUGAGGAUUCUCGACUCAAAAUAGUUCAUAGGGACAUAAAAGCUAGCAAUGUUUUAUUGGAUGAGGAAAUGAAUCCAAGGAUAUCUGACUUUGGCAUGGCUAGGAUCUUUGCUGUCUACCAGGAUCAAGAUAAAACCAGUAGAGUCGUGGGGACAUAUGGGUACAUGGCUCCAGAGUAUGCUAUGGCAGGGUUAUUUUCAGUGAAGUCAGAUGUUUUUAGCUUUGGGGUUCUGUUACUAGAGAUCAUAAGUGGUAAAAGGAACAAUGGCCUCCAACUACCUGAGCUUUCUCAAAGCCUCCUCACAUAUGCAUGGAGACUAUGGUCUGAAGGCAAAGGCUUGAAUUUCUUAGAUCCUUCCAUAAUUGAUUCAUGCCCAACAAGUCAAGGGUUGAGAUGCAUCCACAUUGGGUUACUGUGUGUUCAGGAAGUAGCAGCAGACAGACCCACAAUGUCGAAUGUUGUUGUCAUGCUGGGUAGUGAAUCCAUAGCUCUUCCUCAACCCAAGAAGCCAGCAUUUUUAGUUGAACAUCUUGUUAUUAAUUCGGAUCAAUCUUCAUCCAGUGCUAAUGUUGGAUCCGUCAACGAUGUAACCAUUUCAAAUGUUGCACCUAGAUAAUUAACCACAUUCACAUUUACUAUAUCAUGUUCAGAAAUUUUCCUUUU